This is a messenger RNA of Syngnathus typhle (broad-nosed pipefish), 2370 nucleotides long. Its product is annotated as protocadherin alpha-8-like. Lineage: Eukaryota; Metazoa; Chordata; Actinopteri; Syngnathiformes; Syngnathidae. Gene Ontology annotation, molecular function: calcium ion binding. Gene Ontology annotation, cellular component: plasma membrane. Gene Ontology annotation, biological process: homophilic cell-cell adhesion. The transcript has a single exon. The record is from RefSeq and is a predicted model, not a curated record. The coding region runs from base 1 to 2370 and encodes 789 amino acids.
AUGGGACAAAGGAGGUGCGUGUCGGGGAGCGGGCGAUGCUUUUUAGCCCGCUUCGUGGCCGCUGCGAUUUUGUGCGGCUUGGCCUCUGCAAAUUUGAGAUAUUCCAUUUCUGAAGGGCUCAUUGAAGGAACAAUGGUCGGAAAUAUAGCCAAAGAUCUUGGACUGGAUAAAGUCACGCUGAAAGAAAGGAAAUAUCGCGUCGUUUCUAGCGACGCUGUGCCUCUUUUUCACGUGAAUCCGGACGAUGGCAACCUCUAUGUGAGCCGACUAAUUGACAGAGAGGAGUUGUGUGCACAGAGCACGACGUGUUUGAUUAAUUUGAAAACUGUGCUGGAAAACCCACUCGAGGUUCACUACGUGGGAGUGGACGUGCUGGAUGUGAACGACCACGCUCCGAUUUUUCAAGAGAAGGAGAAAAAAAUGGACAUUUUCGAGUCUGUUUUGCCGGGGGCUCGCUUUCAGCUGAAACCGUCACGUGAUCUUGAUAGCGGCCCGUUUUCCGUGCAAAAUUAUAAACUGAGUGAAAACGAUCACUUUCGUUUGGAGGUCAAAGACAAAGGACAAGAUGGUAAAAUACCUGUAUUAGUGCUGCAAAAAUCAUUGGAUAGAGAAGCAGCAAGAAGCCACUCCCUGGUGCUGACUGCUCUUGAUGGAGGCAAGCCUCCCAAAUCUGGACAUAUGAAUAUUUCAAUAACCGUGUUAGAUAUAAACGAUAAUACUCCAGUUUUUUCCCAUGAUACAUAUUCUGUGAUGCUCCAGGAGAAUGCUCCAGUGGGCACCACAGUGGUACAAGUAAAUGCAAAUGAUUUGGAUGACGGUCAAAACGGAGAUGUUAUUUAUUCUUUCGGUGACAGUGUGAGUAAUACUUUGUUUAAAAUUUUUGACAUUAACCGCUCAACGGGGGAGAUAAUUGUCACUGGUCUGAUAGACUAUGAGGAGCGGGAGAUAUAUGAAAUUGAAAUUCAAGCAUCAGAUAAAGGGUUUGCCCCAUUAACAACAGAAAAAAGUGUCAUAAUCAAGAUAAUUGAUGUCAAUGACAAUGCACCUGAGAUUGAAGUCACGUCAUUUUCCAGUUCCAUUCCUGAAGAUUCCAGGCCUGGGACUACAGUUGCUCUAAUUAGUGUGAACGAUUUUGAUUCUGGUCUCAAUGGAAAAGUAAUUUGCUCCAUAAAUGAGGAUGUUCCUUUUACUUUGUCACCGUCAUUACAAGACAAAAUGUUUUCUUUAGUGACCAAAUCACCUUUAGACAGGGAGAAACGGUCCCACUAUGAUAUAACAGUAGUUGCAAGAGAUGCCGGUCAACCUGCACUCUCGUCUCAAAAGACAAUCAGUGUUUUCAUUUCAGACGUGAACGAUAACAGUCCCGAGUUUUCAUCCAAUCCUUACACUUUCUAUGUCACCGAGGGCAACGAUGCAGGCGCCGCCAUCUUUUCUGUCAAAGCAUUUGAUCAGGAUGACAAUGACAAUGCUGUCAUCUCAUACCACAUUCUCAGAAAUGAUCACACGUUGUCUUCAUUUUUAAGUAUAAAUAGUGAAAAUGGACAGAUCUCUGCCCUAAAAAGUUUUGACUUUGAGACGCUGAAAAGUUUCCAGUUCCAAGUGGUUGCCAGGGAUGGUGGGAAUCCUCCCCUGAGCAGCAACGUGACAGUGAAGGUUUUCAUUCUGGAUCAGAACGACAAUGCUCCAGUCAUCCUGUAUCCAGUCAGCUCCAACGGUUCUGCCCAAGGUGUGGAGGAGAUUCCCCGCAACAUCAAAGCGGGAGACUUAGUGACCAAAGUGCGAGCCUACGACGCCGACAUCGGCUAUAACGGCUGGUUGCUCUUCUCGCUGCAGCGAGUCAGCGACCACAGUCUGUUUUCUUUGGACCGCUACACGGGCCAGAUCAGAACACUUCGCUCCCUGACGGAGACGGACGAGGCCGAGCACCGCCUGCUCAUCCUGGUCAAAGACAACGGCAACGUGUCGCUCUCGGCGACAGCUACCGUGACCGUCAAACUCGUGGAGCCCAAAGAGGCUUUUGCGGCUUCUGACGUGAAAAGUGCAGCCACGGUGGACGAGGAGGACAAUGUGACUUUUUACCUGAUGAUCACUUUGGGCUCGGUCUCGCUCCUUUUUGUCAUCAGCAUCAUCGUGCUGAUUGCCAUGCAGUGCUCCAAAUCUACCGAGUACACUUCCAAAUAUCUGCAAGAAACCAAUUAUGAUGGCACGUUGUGUCACAGCAUCCAGUACAGAUCGGGAGACAAACGCUACAUGUUAGUUGGACCCCGAAUGAGUAUCGGCUCUACCAUAGUCCCGGGCAGCCACGCCAACACGCUGGUGCUUCCUGACAGGAGAAACACUUCUGGUGGGGUAAGACAAUUUUUUAAAUGA